Messenger RNA from Vollenhovia emeryi, 733 nucleotides. RefSeq names its product mitochondrial inner membrane protease subunit 1. Gene Ontology annotation, molecular function: serine-type endopeptidase activity. Gene Ontology annotation, cellular component: membrane; mitochondrial inner membrane peptidase complex. The record is from RefSeq and is a predicted model, not a curated record. The transcript has 3 exons. NCBI's taxonomy places the organism in Eukaryota, Metazoa, Arthropoda, Insecta, Hymenoptera, Formicidae. Bases 157 to 612 code for a protein of 151 amino acids.
UCUGAAUCCAGCCUAACCCCUAAAGUUAGGUACGUUGGGUUAGGUAUGUUGCUGCCGAGUCGAGCCACGCGUGUUUCGACGAGAGCGUGAUGCGCGCGAUCCCGCUGGGUCGUACGGGGAGAAACGGUCCUCUCCUCGUCGACGCUCCGCCUCGUUAUGCUGAGGAAACUCGUGCCCAGGAUUAUCCGCGAGUUCACGCAGUACGCGUGUAUCGUGUACUGCGUGUGCGAAUACGUGGCCGACGUCGUCGUGUGCAGCGGUCCGUCCAUGGAGCCCACAUUGUACACAAACGACGUAUUAAUUCUGGAACGGAUAUCGAUUAGAUUGCAAAGGCUCAACAAGGGGGACAUCGUCAUUUCCAAGUGCCCCAACAAUCCGCAGCAGAAUAUAUGCAAGCGAAUCGUAGGCUUGCCUGGCGACAAGAUAAGGAAUGGCUUCAGCGUAACGACGAUACCUUGCGGACACGUUUGGCUGGAAGGCGACAACAGGAACAACUCUACGGACUCGCGGGAGUACGGGCCGAUACCUCAGGGAUUGUUACAUGGUCGAGCUUUGUGUAAAAUACUCCCGCUCAGAGAUAUAACUCUGUUCACGACCAAAUGUGCAACCUAAAUUACUUUUGCAUGUAAUAGAUAUUAUAUUACUCGGGGAUGUCCACUCAACGAUGUUCUAGGUAGAUUAAUUUAAAAAAUAAAAAGGUUUGCGUAUACAAUAAACCUUACAUAUGUACAUA